AUGAUUAAUUACAUAAUAUAAUUUGAAGAUGAACUUAUUGUUAAGAAAACUCAAAUUUAGUAAUUUCUUAAUUUAAUCCUUAAGAUAUUAGGUAGUUAAAAUUAGAAAUUAAUUGAUUACUUAUUUGAAUUUCCUGAAGAAGAAAUUUAAAAUGAAAAUUUAUAAAUACGCCAAGGAUUAUACAACUAACUCUUAUCUUUCUUGGAUAAUGACUUACUGUAUGUUACUUCUGCAGGUUAUUUUGCAAAAGUUUUCAUAGCAUUAAUUAAGAAAAGAGGUCUUGAUGUAUGACAUAUCAAAAUAUUUAGGUUUGGACAACGAUCAUAAAAAACAAAGCGAUUCUUUCAAAUUUAAUAAAACCCAUAGAUAUUAAGCAUAUAUAGAUACAUCAUGAGAAAAUUAUGAAGAGAAAUUCUUUGAAGAAAAUAAUUAUUGGAAAGAAUAAUUAAAUUAUUAUAACGUAAAUCUUAUUAUACAGAGAUAGUUGA
This is a messenger RNA of Paramecium pentaurelia, 488 nucleotides long. The record is from the annotation of a GenBank genome assembly. Lineage: Eukaryota; Ciliophora; Oligohymenophorea; Peniculida; Parameciidae.